Molecule: messenger RNA, 3446 nt
Organism: Oncorhynchus mykiss (rainbow trout)
Lineage: Eukaryota; Metazoa; Chordata; Actinopteri; Salmoniformes; Salmonidae
Gene: dcaf17
Product: ddb1 and cul4 associated factor 17
Biological process (GO): protein ubiquitination
Cellular component (GO): Cul4-RING E3 ubiquitin ligase complex
Source: RefSeq, a predicted model, not a curated record
UGUUAUGACUUGCCUGCUAUGAACUUAAUGUUGUGCUGUUACGUUAGCACUUUCUAUUGAAAAGGAUGAUGCUACGGAGUUUAGUUGAUAGGUAAUCGACUAGCUGGGCUGUUCCCCUGACCCCUAUGUAGGGACUUGUACAAUACUUGAACAUGGCUAUUGAACUUUAUUCUUUAAUCUAACAUAUCAUACAGAAACAGUAACCAGGAGCGGUAUGGUGUUGAUAUCUUGUAUAUAUCAAAAGAGCAAAAGGAGCGUGCAUUGAGGCUCGCAAAGUUAUCAACGCAGGAAGUGGACAGCUUUGAUUGUCGGAGCAGGGCACCAGUUAAAGGUAUUAUCUCUGGCGUCCCGUUGGACAUUGACAAUCAGGAGUAGUUGAAUGUAAAAUGUUGCAACUGUGACGGGGAUCACAUUUCCGAAUUCCCUGAGUGCCCUGUUAGAGUGAAAGAGGUUGAGGUGUCAAGGAUCAGGGCUGUACAGCAAAUCUCCUAUGUGGAGGCGGUGAAGAGAGUUCUGAAUAAGAUAUUGUAUAUCUCAAUCAAGUGGUCUGGAUACACUUAUUGUGAAGAAGGUGGAUUUUGUACCAUCCAAGAAGUCCAAGAAAGCAGACAUCAUUAUAUCUGCAGCUGAGAAGUUUUUGGGCCUCCAAGACUUAACCACAGAAGCACUGCAAGGACUAUUGUCGCCAGGAAAUGUCCAGCCAUCACAGGAUCCUUCUGGGCCUGUGUAGGGACCUGAUUAAAACAGAAACGCAGGCUGAUUUAGUUUUUAAAAAAUUCGUUAUUGAUAGUUUGUAUGGAAUAUAUAUAUAUAUAUAUAUUAUUUAAUAAUUACCCCGCAUUUUUUCCCUUUCGGAUCUUUAUUUUCCACUUGUACAGUAGGUGGCGGAAUGCACACGUAAUUGUCGCAAAAGCUCUUACACCAAAGAAGAAGGAGGGUGGGGCGGAACACCUACUAUGUGAAGUUUAGUAAUUCAAUUCGCCCUUGACCUCCUAAACGAUUUUGUUUUUAAAAAUACUUUGGCGAAAGGUAACGUCUACAAAACGCUGUCCACUCUGUUUGUUACAGAUUCUAGUUUUGGAAACUGAAAACUGUAUGGAGAUCAAAUGUUUCAUCGUUGAGAUAAUCUGAAGAAUUCCGGUCAAAAUCCACCUCGCUCUAUCGUCUCCCACUGCCGACUGCUGGUCUUUCUCUCAUCCCCAUAUUUGGUAGUGAGCGGAAACGCUAACCGGAUGCUUCACAUUUAUACAUCCGGUGAAAUAUAUGGCUCGUUCUAUCUGCGAUCACUGUGUAUCUGAUGCUAAGGACACGUCGUUUUAGCAGUCGUGAUAGUUAUGACUAUUUAAUUAUCGUGUUCUAAAGGACGAGGUUUGUGUAUACGUAGUAUUUGGUUGUAAAUUAAUCAUUGACAUGGUUGGAAGUAUCGAAUACCGACGUGGAUAACAGUUGAACUGCGCUUGCUUUGUUUUGGACACACUGGUGUUAUUGUGUGGAGUGUUCCAGCCCCUGUGCAUUGAGCGCCUCCUAGUGAUGCCUCAGCUGAGAGGGAAAAAUGUUGCAACCUACCUAGACCUGAGAUCGAGAGGCAUUUUUGAUGCUGGCACUUUGUCAAAACUCAACUUGAAGAUUCUUAGGGGUCUUGUCCUCCAGGACAGCAAAGACUUCACCAAAGUCUGGACCAAGUCCUCAAAAUCCACUAUAUUUUAUGAGAGUGGGAGGAUAUAUUUUGAAAAUUAUCAGUGUUGCUUCAGUAGCCUUCCAUCUGAGCCACAACUUCUGUAUGAAUUACCCAAGCGGUCCAAAGCGGAGAAGAUUGAAGAUGCAUUGCUAUGCCAGUGCCCUCUUGACAAAGGGUUGCCAACACCGUCAGAUCAAAAACCUAGCCUCUUGGCCCUGACUAGCAAUAAUUGGCUGUAUCGCUUCUCAGCUGUGACAGGACAACAAUUGGAGAAAGUUUACUUGUCCCCACAUCACAAGUUCAGAUACCUUGGCUGGGAUGUAUCGCAGGAGACAUUUUAUGUCAAGUCCAUUCAGAAUAAAGUGACAUCUUCAGCAAGACAGGCAGGUUUCAACCAAAACACCUUGCUGUACCUCGCCGUGUUCCGCGUUUUCCCCCUGCAACUUGUGGGCGUUCUGGAGAUCAACAAAAGUAUAUUUGGAAGCACCGUCAUUGAUGUAGUUCUGUCCCAAGGGGUCCUUGCGGUUUCUCACAGUACCAAGACUGUGAAGCUCUACAGCUUUGAAGACAUUCUGAAUAAGUACAUAAGAACGGAAUUGGUUCUUGGGGAGCAGUGUCAUUCAGAAGGCGGUAAAACUGUGGGAGAAGCUCCAUUUGGCAUUCCAGUGAAUAUCCACAUCAACGAAUGCCCCCCAGUGCUGUUUGAGGUGUCAUGCUUUGAUAAUGGAGUACAGAUCGGAGGCCAUCCAUGGCACUAUAUCUUCACCCUACCCCAUAAGAAGCACCAGGGGUCGUACCGCAUCUGCUCUCUCAAGGAUAACACCCUGGCAAAGCAUGGAAUACAAGACAUGAAGUGCUGUUCUCUGGAGUCUGACUGGAUCUACUUUCACCCUGAUGACUCAGGAAGAAUCAUCCAUGUUGGACCUAGCACCAUAAAUGUGCUGAAGAUUCUGAGUGAACUGGAGAGUGAUUCACAGUUCGAUAUAGUGAAGGAGUUUUCCAUCACAGCUCAUCGAGACAAUGCUGCCUCCCAGAUCAAUGUCACUUCCUCAGGCCGCACAGUGAAGAGAAGAUUUUAUCAGCUGGAUGAUGACCCAGACCGAGAGACAUUCCGGAUGGUGGAGUAUGAGGAUGAGCUUGACCUUCUAGCUGUUGUGGAGGUGACCCACAGAGAGGAUGAGGGGAAGGCCCACGUCAGACUCCAUGACAACAACACUGGAGCGUUACUGAAGAGGGUUCCACUUGUGGAGUCAUGGGAUGUGACUUACAGCCACGAGCUGUUCUUUGACAGAGAUACAAUUGUUCAUAUUGAACAGACGAAGAAUAACUUCUGCUGCCAUGUCUACAAAAUCAGUCGUGGACAAGCAGAUGAGUGAAGUUGAGACAAUCCUUCCAAUUGCUAAUGAUGUUAGUCAAAAAGAUUCCUCAAGUAAAUAGCCCUGUUGAAUGUUUUCCUAGUUAUUUUUUAUACUUUCUUUCCCAAUAAGGACUACAUGUUGUCAUUCUGUUAUUUUGAAGAUGUUGUUGGUACUCUAAUAAAGUGUCUGAAAUAGUUUUUCCAAUACAACUGUUGGCUAACUGAGCUACCUCUGCAUUUUAUAUUUUAGGACAUAUGAAUUAAGCCACAACAUUUCUAAAUGAACUGAUGAAAAUAGUUGUUCAUGUUUGAUCAUCUGAGAAGAGCUGUGAAUUUAGGUUCUCUGAUCUUUUUUAACCGCAUGUAAGCACAUUCCUGCCACCCAAAAAUAAAAAUAAAUAAUUGUCAAGA